Molecule: messenger RNA, 1743 nt
Organism: Apaloderma vittatum (bar-tailed trogon)
Lineage: Eukaryota; Metazoa; Chordata; Aves; Trogoniformes; Trogonidae
Product: vacuolar protein sorting-associated protein 4B
Exons: 10
Biological process (GO): endosomal transport; vacuole organization
Molecular function (GO): ATP hydrolysis activity; ATP binding
Source: RefSeq, a predicted model, not a curated record
AACAGAAAAACUGGCGAUCACAAACCAGUCAGAACAACAGUUUAAAGUGUCUCAUGCAAAAUGCUCUCAUGCAGCGCUUAAUUAUUUGCUUGUGUUACAGAAAGCGAUAGACCUUGCUAGCAAGGCAGCGCAAGAAGAUAAAGCAGGAAACUAUGAGGAAGCCUUCCGCUUGUACCAACACGCUGUGCAAUAUUUUCUUCAUGUCGUUAAGUAUGAAGCACAGGGUGAUAAAGCAAAGCAGAGUAUUAGAGUGAAAUGUACAGAAUACUUGGACAGAGCAGAAAAACUGAAAGAAUAUCUGAAAAAGAAAGAAAAAACUGCACCAAAACCAGUUAAAGAGUCUGGUCCUGCUGAUGGAAAAGGGAAUGACAGUGAUGGGGAAGGGGAGUCAGAGGAUCCUGAAAAAAAGAAGCUGCAGAAUCAACUUCAAGGAGCAAUUGUUAUGGAGCGACCAAAUGUCAAAUGGAGUGAUGUUGCUGGCCUCGAAGGUGCCAAAGAAGCACUUAAAGAAGCCGUGAUACUGCCCAUUAAAUUUCCACACCUCUUUACAGGAAAGAGAACACCCUGGAGAGGGAUUCUCCUCUUUGGACCACCAGGAACAGGCAAAUCUUACUUGGCAAAAGCUGUGGCGACAGAAGCAAACAAUUCCACCUUCUUCUCAGUAUCUUCCUCUGACCUUGUCUCAAAGUGGUUAGGUGAAAGUGAAAAAUUAGUGAAAAACUUGUUCCAGCUUGCCAGAGAGAACAAACCUUCUAUUAUUUUCAUUGAUGAGAUAGAUUCCCUCUGCGGGUCAAGAAGUGAAAAUGAAAGUGAGGCUGCUAGACGGAUAAAAACAGAAUUUCUAGUCCAGAUGCAAGGUGUUGGUGUUGACAACGAAGGAAUCUUGGUCUUAGGAGCAACGAACAUACCCUGGGUUUUGGAUUCUGCUAUCAGGAGACGGUUUGAGAAGCGCAUUUAUAUUCCUUUACCUGAAGACCAUGCUAGGGCUGCGAUGUUCAAACUUCACCUUGGGUCAACUCCAAACGUCCUGACAGAAUCCGAUUAUCGAGAGCUCGGAAAGAAAACCGACGGCUAUUCUGGUGCAGAUAUAAGCAUCAUUGUACGUGAUGCACUGAUGCAGCCUGUUAGGAAAGUGCAAUCAGCUACUCACUUUAAAAAAGUAAAAGGACCAUCAGUGUCUAAUCCAAAUGUUAUGGUAGAUUUGUUGACCCCUUGCUCUCCAGGUGAUCCUGAAGCCAUAGAAAUGACAUGGAUGGACGUUCCAGGCGAUAAAUUGCUGGAGCCUCAAGUUUCCAUGGCCGAUAUGCUCAGGUCGUUAGCUAGCACAAAACCGACAGUUAAUGAACAGGACCUGGAGAAGUUGAAGAAGUUUACAGAAGACUUUGGUCAGGAAGGCUAAACCAAAGAUACAUGUGGAACAUUAGAACUUUUUUUUUUUUUUGCUUUCUUAAGUAUUCUUGUGUCUUUUAUCGAUGGCACUUCAAAAAAUGCCGAUAAAAUAACUCCUUUCUUACUUUGCAGAAGGAUUAGAAGAUACCUUUGCAAAGACCCUUAAGCUUUUAUAUUGUAUUGUUUUCCUCAGAUGUCUAUUAAAUGUCUUCUAUUGAAAAAGGAUAUGAAAAUGCAAUUUUAGGGUGAGACAGCAAAGUGAUGUGGUAAUGUCUGUUAAAUAAUAGAAAAGUUUUAAUUGAUCAGUUCAAUUUUAGAUACUAUUAGACCUGAGUACAAGUGAAUUUUAAAUUU